UUCCGGAAGUGCGUCACGGGCUCGGGCCUGUCUCCUGAGUCGGCCCGCUCGGAACUUCGGCUCGAAACAAAACAGAGCGGAGCGGCGGGCGGGGCGGGGCGGCCGCUACUAGUUCCUUGCCAGAGAGUUUGACCCCAGAGAGUCGCCAAGAUAGCUGGGCCAGGAAGAAAACGUCGCACCCCUGACCCAGACUCCAUUACCGACCCUGGUGGGCCGUUUGUGUCAUCCAAACGGCUGAAAAUGUCCAGCAGCGCCAAUGCCCCUGGCCAGAGGAAAGUAUCUCGGGGCUUGGAUGAUGCCGCCAACAAGAAGAAGCAGAAGGAUCGAGCCAACCAGGAGAGCAAGGAAGUGUCUCGCCCUGAGCUCGAGCAGGCUGAGACUGCCCAGGAGAGGGACUCAGAGGAGGAGCUGCUGCUGGACUGGAAACAGAGUGCUGAGGAGAUCAUCGUCAAGUUGAACUUGGGCAGUGGAGCUCUGAAGGUGGAGGAUGUGGACGCUGCUUUCACCGACACAGAUUGUGUGGUCAAACUGCCAGAUGGGCGCCAGUGGAGCUGUCAGUUCUACGAAGAGAUUGAAAGCUCCUGCAGCAAGGUCCAGUGCAAGAAGGGCAACUUCCUGCAGCUUGUGCUUCAGAAGAAGAUCCCAUUCCACAGCUGGGCUUCGCUUCUGAAGAGACGAAAGGAUGGAUCCAAAGAGCUGGCCAAAGGGACCAUAUGCUGGGAGAAUGGGAAGGAGAAGGCUGCCGCUGUAGAGGUGGCCCCUGAAGAGCCAAGAGCUGAAAGUGCAGAGCUGCCGAGGUCGAGGCGGGAGCCCUCCAACCCAAAGCGUGCUCAGGGAAGAAGCGAGGCCCUGGGAGGGAAAAGCCCAGCCAGCCCAGGGACGCAGAGUGGCCCCAGCGCCAAGCGGGCAGUAUACCUCAAAGUGGCUCCAGCUGAAGAGGAGCCAAAUACCAGGGUCACUGGGAGCGUGGAGCCCAGCAAAGGGCACAGCGGGAGGUCAGGCAGCCGUCGCAAUGGCAGAGCCGGCCAAGGCGAUGUGCCCACAGCCCUCGCAGACAUCGCACCACCACUGGAGAAGGCUGCAGUCUUGGCAAAGGAAACUGGUCCCAUGGAGAUGCCACCUCUCGCAACCACCACAGAGGUGUUCCCCCACCGCAUUGCCACCUGUGUGGAGAAGAGAGUCCUGCAGCCAGGCAGCCCAGGCGAGGCCUCUCGGAGCCAGGACUGCACGCCUGUCCUGGGAGAAAGCUCUAAGGCUAUCCCAACGCCCACCCCUCCCCUGAGAAGAGACUGCGAGAAGAGAGACUGGUCCAAGGAUGAUGUGGCCCUGGAAGCAGCAGCUGAUGAGCCCGAGCCCAUAGUGAGCCUGACCUUUGUGAAGAAUGACUCAUACGAGAAGGGCAACGACCUAGUAGUGGUGCACGUCUACGUGAAGGAGAUCCACAAGGAGACAUCCAAGGUGUUGUUCCGGGAGCAGGACUUCACACUCGUGUUCCAAACAAGCGACACAAACUUCCUUCGCCUCCAUCCUGGUUGCGGGCCCCACACCGUGUUCUGGUGGCAGGUGAAGCUCAGGAACCUUAUUGAGCCGGACAAGUGCACAUACAGCUUCACAGUGUCUCGCAUCAAUGUCUGCCUGAAGAAACGCCACAGCCAGCGCUGGGGGGGGCUGGAAGCUCCAGCCGCACGAGGUGCAGUGGGUGGUGCAAAGGUUGCCAUGCCUACAGGCCCUACCCCGCUGGAUAAGAGCCCGCCAGGCAGUAACCAGCACCCCCUGUCCAGCAAGGAGGAGGCCCGAGCCAGCGAUAAAGAGAAGCCGCGCCUGGAGGAUGGGGGCCUGGACGGUGUGGCAGCCCGUACGGCCUCAGAACACGUGACAGUGAAGCAAGAGCCUCACAUCCCCUCUCCCAAGCCGACAUGUAUGGUGCCGCCGAUGACGCACAGCCCAGUGAGCAGCGAGAGCGUGGAGGAUGACGAGGAUGAGGAUGAGAAGAAGAAGGUGUGCCUGCCUGGCUUCACGGGGCUGGUGAACCUGGGCAAUACUUGCUUCAUGAACAGUGUCAUCCAGUCCCUGUCCAACACCCGAGAGCUACGCGACUACUUCCAUGAUCGGUCCUUCGAGUCGGAAAUCAACUACAACAACCCGCUGGGGACGGGGGGCCGCCUGGCUAUCGGCUUCGCCAUGCUGCUACGAGCACUGUGGAAGGGCACGCACCAUGCCUUCCAGCCCUCUAAGCUGAAGGCAAUCGUGGCCAGUAAAGCCAGCCAGUUCACUGGCUAUGCACAGCACGAUGCUCAGGAAUUCAUGGCCUUCCUGCUUGAUGGCCUGCACGAGGACCUCAACCGCAUCCAGAACAAGCCCUACACAGAAACAGUUGAUUCAGACGGGAGGCCUGACGAGGUUGUAGCUGAGGAGGCCUGGCAGCGACACAAGAUGAGAAAUGACUCCUUUAUCGUGGACCUGUUCCAGGGCCAGUACAAAUCCAAGCUGGUGUGCCCAGUGUGCUCUAAGGUGUCCAUCACCUUCGACCCCUUCCUGUACCUCCCGGUGCCCCUCCCACAGAAACAGAAGGUGCUGACUGUCUACUACUUUGCAAAAGAGCCGCACAAGAAACCUAUCAAGUUCCUCGUGAGUAUCAGCAAGGAAAACUCCAGUGCCAUGGAAGUACUGGACUCAGUGGCCCAUAGUGUGCGUGUGAAACCAGAGAACCUGCGCCUGGCAGAGGUGAUCAAGAACCGCUUUCACCGCAUGUUCCUGCCGUCCCACUCACUCGACACAGUGUCCCCCACAGACCUGUUGCUCUGCUUCGAGGUGCUGUCCCCGGAGCUCGCCAAGGAGCGAGUGGUGGAGCUGCAGGUCCAGCAGCGUCCGCAGGUGCCCAGCGGCCCUGUCGCCAAAUGCGCGGCCUGCCAGAAGAAGCAACUGUCCGAGGAUGAGAAGCUCAGGCGCUGCACGAGGUGCUAUCGAGUCGGUUACUGCAACGUGGCAUGUCAGAAAACACACUGGCCGGACCACAAGGCUUUGUGCCGCCCCGAGAACAUCGGCUUCCCCUUCCUCAUCAGCGUGCCGGAGUCCCGCCUCACCUAUGCGCGCCUGGCCCAGCUACUGGAGGGCUACGCGAGGUACUCAGUCAGCGUGUUCCAGCCUCCGUUCCAGCUGGGCCGGAUGUCGCCAGAGCAGGGGCUGCAGCCUCUGCUCCCGGACAAGCUGGAGCCCCCAGCCAAGAGCAGCUGUGCGGCAACCACCUCCGCCCCGGAGCUGGGGGAUGGGGACAGGGCUUCCAACUUCCCGCAGGAGCCCCCCCUCUCGCCACCUGUGCCCGAGCUGCACCCAGAGCUGGGGGAUACCGGCACUGUCAGGAGCAAAGUGUUGGCACCCAGGAGUUCCCUGCUGAGCUUGGAUUCGGGCUUCUCUGAGCACAUGGAGUCACAGAGCGACAGCUGCUGUGAGAAGGAGCCAUCCUAUGAGAGAGCCCUCAAGCCAGAAGCUGCCAUCCCUGGGUACCAGCACACUCCAGACUCGCUGAGCGCCCGUGCCACGCAGUUCUACAUCAACAAGAUCGAUGCUGCCAAUAAAGAGCACAAACUGGAAGACAAAGGCGACACCCCACUGGAGCUGGCGGACGACUGCUCCCUCGCCCUAGUGUGGAAGAAUAACGAGCGCCUCAAGGAGUUUGUGUUGGUGGAGUCCAAGGAGCUGGAGUGCGUGGAGGACCCGGGCUCGGCCAGUGAAGCAGCCCGUGCAGGCCACUUCACCCUGGAGCAGUGCCUCAAUCUCUUCACCAAGCCUGAAGUGCUGGCCCCAGAAGAAGCAUGGUACUGUCCCAAGUGCAAGCAGCACCGUGAGGCCUCCAAGCAGCUGAUGCUGUGGCGCCUGCCCAACGUCCUCAUCAUCCAGCUCAAGCGGUUCUCCUUCCGCAGUUUCAUCUGGAGGGACAAGAUUAAUGACAUGGUGGACUUCCCCGUCCGGAGUCUGGACCUGAGCAAGUUCUGCAUCGGCCGGAAGGGCGAGCAGCAGCUGCCCAUGUAUGACCUGUAUGCUGUGAUCAAUCACUACGGGGGCAUGAUCGGCGGGCACUACACGGCGUACGCCCGCCUGCCCAGUGACAAGAACAGCCAGCGCAGCGACGUGGGCUGGCGGCUCUUCGAUGACAGUACGGUGACCACCGUGGACGAGAGCCAGGUGGUGACCAGAUAUGCCUAUGUCCUCUUCUACCGCCGGAGGAACUCUCCUGUGGAGAGACCCCUGCCGGGGCACCCCCCAGACCACCGACCCGAGCGCACCCCCUCCGCCGAAGCUGCUGCCAGUCAGGCUUCUCUGAUCUGGCAGGAACUGGAGGCUGAAGAGCAAGACCUGCAGCUCGAGGCGCCCCAAAGGCCUGCAAGAAACUCCUGGAGGCCCCGUGGCCAGAAGAGGAGUCCAGGCACCCCCCAACACCUGGACGAAGGUUGCGUCAGAUACUUCGUCCUGGCCACUACGGCCGCAAUUGUGGCUCUCUUCCUGAACGUGUUCUAUCCCCUCAUCUACCAAACCCGCUGGAGAUAGGCACGGGCACGCAGCCAGGCGCGGUGGGAGCAGGGCCCUCACUGUCAUAGGACACUGCAUGAGGAAGAGGUCCGCUGGAAGGACAGAAACCUCUGGGAAGGACUCACGCUGCUGGGAUGAACGGGCUUCGCCGAGGGAAGCACGGGGCCAUCACCUCUACUCUGCUUGCUCCAGCAUCUCCCAUGCCAGCUGGCAGGGCUUUGGGGCCAGCCCGCGGCAUUGCCAAGGCUCAGCGCAAACCCAGGAGUCUCUCAGCUCACCCUGUCUCGUGGCUACCUGCUGCUUUGGAAGGGACAUCGCCGCUGCAGCAGGGCUGGAGCCUGGGAGCCCUAUUAGGAACAUUGACUGUUUGUACCUGGCAUCUGGGAAAUGAGGGGAGACCUGCCGAGAGGCUGCAGCAACGAGCAGGCUGCCGUGACGCAGCUCCUGCCCCUGACGCUUCUCGCAUUUGCCUGCGCCGUGGCGUGGUUGCAGGAGCCUCGCACUCCCGACGGCUGGCACAGCCAGCGGCUGCCAGGGCCGGCGUGAUCCUCACGAGGUCGGGCGCACCCCGUUCUCCUGCUUGGCCUCCCACUGAGCGUCCUGGGGCGAGCUGCUGGGGCACCGAGGGCUGCGGGCGCCGUGCCCCUGUGCCGAGGCGGGACAGGCUCAGCGUGGGGGCCAGCCCAGGUCCCCGCUUGGCUGGAGCUGUGGCGUGUGCUGCUUCUCAUCCCCCAGGGCACUUAGGAGCAGCUGCUGGGGAACCUUGACAAGCAGUGCCAGGGGCUCCCACGGCAAGCACGGACCUCCGUGGGCCCCGCUGCCCAAGGGACGCGUGGACUGUCCUUGCGUGACCCUGCCUGGCUGUGUCCAGGGGGAGCCGGGGAGGCACGUUGCAGUUUUUUGUUCUCGAGGGGCCCCUCUCUCCGUGGGAGCCCGGCUGCAGCUGUCUGGUCCCAGGAGCGGCGGGGGGGAGAGCAGGUAGGACUUAAGGUGCGGGAGGCCGGAGGGAAGAGCUCUCCGUUGCUCUCCGCACCCUGCAGGGUCCGUGAAUAAAGCCAGCUCUUCUGAAGA
Molecule: messenger RNA, 5598 nt
Organism: Rhea pennata
Lineage: Eukaryota; Metazoa; Chordata; Aves; Rheiformes; Rheidae
Gene: USP19
Product: ubiquitin specific peptidase 19
Exons: 27
Coding region: 241-4545 (1434 amino acids)
Biological process (GO): protein deubiquitination
Molecular function (GO): cysteine-type deubiquitinase activity
Source: RefSeq, a predicted model, not a curated record